AAGCUGGCGAUCUCACGAGAGAACGCGAAGCGAUUUCUUCGAUCGGUCAUCGCUUCGAAUAAUUCAGAAACUUCGUCUACGACUUCCGAAGACAAGAGGAGAUCUUGGUCGCCUACAAAACGCGAUCAGUCGAUAGAUCUCGGCGCCUCUGGGGAGGCCGCCAUCGGCCAGAGAAUGCGUUCCAGCUUCAGAAAUUCGAUUGGAGGGCCGAUUGGUGCACAACUCCAAAGGCCAAGACUAGGGAGUGACUCUCCAAACCCUUCAGGCUUGUCAUCAAGAGUAGACGUCGAUGGCCAAGUCUCCCCACGGACGGACGCCCGAUCAUCGGAGAACAGCUUCAUCUCUCAAUUGAAAUUGGACGAGGAGAAGCCGAUUGCAUCUGGCAACGGCGUCAUUUUGGGCAUUCACCUUGCAGAGCCGAUGCUGUUCUUACAGGGAUUUGAGCAAAACGAGUCUUCGCCACGAAACACUGCUAUGCUAAGAGGGGGGCUUCAUAUUCGUGUGCAGAAGGCGGCGAAGAUCAAAGCCAUCACGCUCAAAUUUCGAGGCGUGUCCAUCACGAGAUGGCCGGAGGGCAUUCCACCUAAGAAGACCGAGUUUGAGGAGAAGAACACCAUCAUGUCGCACACUUGGCCGUUCUUCAAUGCACAAUUCGAAAAUGCCGAGAAGGGGACAAACGCCGAUCAUGUUCAGCUUUUCAGCAGUCUGAACGGCUCAUCAACAAAGCUGGAUUCUAUGGGCGGAAUGACAGACAGCAACUCUUCCAGUAAUCUUUCUGCACGGGAGGCGAAAAAGCUUGCGCUGUCGGUGAAUCAGUCGCGCAGCUUUGGCAAAGGAGAUGCUCCCUCGGGUCCCUCGAUCUCUGCAAAGGGUUAUCGCACGUUUCUACCUGGAGACUAUCUCUACAAUUUCGAACUGCCCAUUGAUAGCCGCUUGCCUGAGACCAUCGACGCCGAACUUGGAUUUGUAAAGUACGAGCUUGAAGCAACCCUGGAGCGGUCCGGAGCUUUCCGAUCCAACCUGGUCGGCGUCAAAGAAGUCGAGCUCAUCCGCGCGCCAGCCGAAGGAUCUCUAGAACAGGUUGAGCCUAUCGCGAUCAGUCGAAAUUGGGAAGAUCAACUUCAUUAUGACAUCGUCAUAUCGGGAAAGAGCUUUCCGUUGGGAUCGAAGGUACCAAUCGCAUUCAAACUGACGCCUUUGGCCAAGGUACAGUGUCAUCGCAUCAAGGUUCUCGUGACAGAGAACGUCGAGUACUUCUGUUCCAAUAAGAGGGUGCAUCGGGUAGAGCCAACACGCAAGAUUCAGCUAUUCGAGAAGCGCUCUGACAGUCCUCCGGUGAGCAUGUUCCAGGGCAGUGAAAUCCGAGUCACUGCUGGUGGAGGCAUACCCUACGACCAACGCGAAGCUGCGGCCCGAGGCGAAAGCGUUAUCCCGACCGAUACGACCAACUUACUCGGUAGCCUUGACAGCGAGACAAGUGUCGGGCCAACGGAAAUGGAGAUAAAUGUGCAAUUGCCCAGCUGCCAGGCUAUGAGAGAGCGUGAGCGUGCCCAGAAGCUACACUUCGAUACGACGUACCACAACAUCCAAGUCCAUCAUUGGAUCAAGAUUGUGAUGCGCUUGUCAAAACCCGACGUCAACGAUCCGAGCAAGCGACGACAUUUCGAAAUCUCAAUCGACUCGCCGUUUCACAUACUAUCUUGUCGCGCGACGCAAGCGAACACUUCGUUGCCUGCGUACACUUCUCCGGAAGCUGCGCAAUACUCCGCGCAUCUCCUAGAGUGCGGUUGCCCAGACGCUGCACCACGACGGAAUUCUCCAGCCAGCUUCGUGCCAACGCUGAACUCACUCAAUGCGCCACGGACCAGCAUCGACGCUGGAGACAGUCGCUCCAUGAUGCCCGUCGCGACUCCAAAUUUGACACGGCCACCGGCAGCACACGCUGCUAAUCAUAUUGGCCGUCCGCAGGACGUGGAGCGCCCGAUGCACCUCAUCCGAGCACCUUCAUUCAACCCGCCGGCAUUUGAAGACGAAGACCCUCCACCACCACUCAUCACACCACCUCCACAGUACGAUAGCAUUGCUAGUCCGACAAGUGGUCUCGCGGAUUACUUUGCACGACUGAGCGACACUUACGAUUCGGACAGCGGAGAUGAAGGUGGUCGCGCCAGUGGUCGCGUCAAUAUCCCGCUUACCCCUGGUGGCAGGGUCAAUCGGAGCAUGGACCUUGGACGAUCAUGGGUCCCGGUGGGUGGGGUUCAAUAA
Dissoconium aciculare CBS 342.82 is the source of this 2265-nucleotide messenger RNA. RefSeq lists its product as uncharacterized. Gene Ontology annotation, biological process: ubiquitin-dependent endocytosis. Gene Ontology annotation, cellular component: cytoplasm; cytosol. The coding region runs from base 175 to 2265 and encodes 696 amino acids. The record is from RefSeq and is a predicted model, not a curated record. Lineage: Eukaryota; Fungi; Ascomycota; Dothideomycetes; Mycosphaerellales; Dissoconiaceae. Gene Ontology annotation, molecular function: protein-macromolecule adaptor activity; ubiquitin protein ligase binding. The transcript has a single exon.